AUGCUGUGGAAAGUUGGAGCUGUUCUUGUGUGCGCAUGUUUUUUUGCACAUGCUGCUGUGAAAUGGGAGUAUAACAGCAUGGAAAUGAGAAAGAACGUGUCUAUCCUGUGCACAGCCGACGAAUUCUCAAAGAUAACACUGAAGGUGGACAACGAGUGUCCAGAGUCUGUUAAAUAG
Messenger RNA from Nematocida major, 177 nucleotides. RefSeq lists its product as uncharacterized. The transcript has a single exon. NCBI's taxonomy places the organism in Eukaryota, Fungi, Microsporidia. The record is from RefSeq and is a predicted model, not a curated record. Bases 1 to 177 code for a protein of 58 amino acids.